UUAAAAUAUCCAGCACUGAUUUAAAUAAAUUUCUUUACUGUAUGAUUUGAUUUGAAUUGAAUAAAGUUGUAUUAAAAUGGUUGUCACAAAAUUCUCCCUAUACCCUAUAGUCUCUCCCUAAUAUAUAGCCAUAAACCACAUAACAGUACUUUUUUCUUUAUUUCUUCUUUCUUUAUCAAGUUCCGGACAAAGUACUACAUCACAUGCUGUUUGACCAUUCCUUAUUACAUUUUCAUUUGCUGACCAAAGCAUUGUCCUCAUUCAUAAUUCACAACAUUUUCUAAACAACAAACUCAUUGCAUUGUAUAUAUUCAUAAAUAAAACCCUUCAUGCUUUACAUGCUAUACAACUCUAACUAAUAGUAACAAAAUGGAACCUAAGUUAACAAUAAAUUGUCACAGAAAUAAUGAGUUUCAUCUUCCAACAACAAACAAUGGAAGUAGUACUCGUUUGCCAGAGAGUCCAAGAAUACCAAUGGAGUUUCUUUCAAGGUCAUGGAGUGCUUCUGCAUUUGAGGUCUCUAAAGCCUUGUCACCUCAACCACCACUACCUCCUCCUCCUUCUUCUUCUUCUUCUUACUUACCUUCCAAUAAUAAGACUUCUUCUACUAACUCUAUUCCUGAAGAAACUAUUACUACUCUCUCUCAAGAAUUCUCAACCAUGUGUGCAAAUCAAUUCUCUUUUGUUUCCUCUGCUACUUCACAACUUGUCCUUGAACGUAUCAUGUCACAGUCCACAAGAGAGGAAGUAUCUCCAUUAACAUCAGGUAGAUUGUCUCAUAGCAGUGAACCAUUGAAUGGUGGUGGUUCUUUAACAGGAACUGAUAGUCCACCAAUUUCUCCUUCUGAUGAGUUUGAUGAUGUUGUUAAGUUUUUUCGAGCAAACAAUUCCAUACACCCUUUAUUUAAUGGUACAAGAGCCAUGAGCACUGGAAUUGGCAAUGCAACACCUUGUUCAGGACCUAAAACAGUAGGAAGAUGGUUGAAAGAAAGAAGAGAAAAAAAGAAAGAAGAAAACAGAAGCCAUAAUGCUCAAGUUCAUGCUGCUAUUUCUGUAGCGGCGGUUGCUUCCGCAGUUGCAGCCAUCACUGCAGCAACAGCAGCAUCAUCUGCACCAAACAAGGAUGAGAAGAUGGCUAAGACUGAUAUGGCUGUAGCUUCUGCAGCAACACUAAUUGCUGCUCAGUGUGUUGAAGCUGCUGAAGCAAUGGGAGCUGAGAGAGAACACCUUGCUUCUGUUGUUAGUUCUGCUGUUAAUGUUCGGUCGCACGAUGAUAUUACAACUCUAACUGCUGCAGCUGCAACAGCUCUAAGAGGAGCAGCAACAUUGAAAGCAAGAGCAUUGAAAGAGAUGUGGAAUAUUAAUGCAGUGACACCACUAGAGAAAAGCAAAGGAAUUGGAAUAUGUGGUGGUAAAGCCAAUAAUAACAGUAGUUCUAGCACUAGUGAUAGUGGUGGAGAAGUUAUCAAUGCAGAUAAUUUUCUAAGUGCUUGUAGCCAAGAGCUUCUUGCUAGAGGAACUGAAUUACUCAAACGCACUCGCAAAGGUGAUCUUCAUUGGAAAAUUGUUUCUGUUUAUAUACAUCGAACCGGCCAGGUGAUGCUGAAAAUGAAAAGUAGACAUGUUGCAGGAACAAUAACAAAAAAGAAAAAGAAUGUUGUGUUUGAUGUGUGCGCGAAUUUACCGGCAUGGCCAGGAAGGCAUCUAUUGGAGGAUGGUGAAAAAAGAAGGUAUUUUGGAUUGAAGACAGAAUCAAGAGGUUUAGUUGAGUUUGAAUGUAGAAAUCAAAGAGAAUAUGAUUUAUGGACUCAAGGGGUUUCAAGGCUUCUCUCCAUUGUUUCGCAGAGAAAAAACAGAAAUGGAAUCUAGCCUCUGUCGACUGAUAAACUUGUCCAAAAUUAAACUAAAUAUGUAUUUAGUUAGGUUUGUUUUUGCAUCUCUUAUAAAUUAAACUAAUGGAUUUGUAACAUUAGAAUGAGUAAUGAAGGUAC
Trifolium pratense (red clover) is the source of this 1991-nucleotide messenger RNA. RefSeq names its product VAN3-binding protein-like. The coding region runs from base 370 to 1869 and encodes 499 amino acids. Gene Ontology annotation, biological process: auxin-activated signaling pathway; phloem or xylem histogenesis; leaf vascular tissue pattern formation. NCBI's taxonomy places the organism in Eukaryota, Viridiplantae, Streptophyta, Magnoliopsida, Fabales, Fabaceae. The transcript is spliced from 7 exons. The record is from RefSeq and is a predicted model, not a curated record.